Messenger RNA from Sus scrofa (pig), 7650 nucleotides. RefSeq names its product inhibitory synaptic factor family member 2B (gene INSYN2B). Lineage: Eukaryota; Metazoa; Chordata; Mammalia; Artiodactyla; Suidae. The record is from RefSeq and is a predicted model, not a curated record.
GAAAUAAAGAAAAAUGCCAUGAAACAGGGGGGGGGGAAAGGACCAUGAGCUCCAUCUUCUCCAUUUACUUGACUUCACACAGGAAAAUGUCUCUUCAUCCCAGGUGAGUAUAAAAAGGGCCCCCGGGGAUGGAGAAUUUCUCCUUAGCACAUCAGCAUGCGAAGCUUCCCUCGGAGUAAAUGUCUCCUAGAGCUUAUUCAUCAACUCAUUCAAAAAGCAUUUACUGAACACCUAUUGUGUGCCUGAGACUGUAACAGCAGCUCCAGACAUAGACAAUAAGGGACCCAUCCAUUAACUCUCCAGCUGCUCGUACAUUGGGAAGAGCGCAGUGUUGACGUCAGGAGAUCCAGCCUACAGCAAGAAGGUGGAGAUACUUUGUUUUUCUGGUAAAUAAUUUUAUAUGUUUAAUCUCCAACUGUUCCAUCUGUAAAGUGGGACAAUAAUCCACCCAUUAUCUACACCCAGAGCUGGAGUAAAAGGAUCAAAUGGCUCCUAUGGUGCCUUGAAUACACUGAAGUUCCCUAAAGAAGCAUCAAUUGGUGGACCACCAUGAAUCGGCCAGUGAGAAGCCAGCAGCUACUUGCUAAGGACCAAGGAUCAAAGAAAUGAGAAGAGGUCCUUGCUCUCAGGAGUUCAUGACCUCGUUGGGAAAGCAAGAUUUAACGUCCAUGAGGGAAAAAGCACAAGACCUUGUUCUGCGAAGCCGACCAAGUGCCAGAGGGGUUCUGAGAACAGGGAAGUCCGUGCAAGGAUUUGGAGAGGAAGAGGGUCUGAAAGGAUCCACGGGGUCAGAGGACCGGGAACCACAUCCUGCCAUGUAUCAGAAUACAUCACCGCACUCGUUUCUGCUUUUUCCCUCCCAGACAUUAUGAGUCUAUACCACAGUGUUGUCUUCUGACACGGUCAGUGUCUGCAAGCAGAAUUUAGGGAGAUUUACUCCAGGAGCCCGGUAAAGGAAGUCCUGGCCAUAAAUCCACCAGCUGGGAGAAGACGCUCAAGAGUGUCACUGGCCAGACUCCAUUGGGCUGCCGUCUAGCCCCACUAGGCCCUGUCAAGGGCAGUCUCACGGAAGAGCCAGCUUGGUGUGAUGCAGGCAGUUCCAGAGAAGCCCAGUGCCAAAGGGUAUCAGACAUAAUGCCCACCAGAGGGGUGGGCCUGGAAGUGAUAUAUCGGAACCAAAUAUUAUAUUUGUGGCACGCACUGCUGUCUUUGUUAAAAACCCAAACCAAUAUCUUCCUUUGUUAUAAAAAUACAGCGUGGGGAAAAAAAUUCCUCCCAGAUUACAGGUUUACACUUCAAUGACAGUGGUGGAAGGAAGAGCCUUGAUGUCCCCAGGAAGCUCCUUCUGCUCUCCUCCACAGGAUGUCUCUGGGUAAUCGAAUGUUUUUCAAGUUCACAUUUGCAAAAGUAACUCCCAAAGAUACAGGUUCUCAUUUGCUUCUAGGUUCCUUCCAAUUAGGACGUUAGGAGUUGCAUGUUCUUCCAGUCAGCAGCACCAGCUCUGUAAUUUGUGGGGCUGGGAGCAAAGUGAAAAUUGAAGUGUCCUUGUAAAAAUUCUUCAGAAUUUCAAAGCAGCCACAGGGCCUAUCUGAGCACUGGAAGCCGGCUCCGCCUGCUAGUGACCAUCACACACACCCUCGAUGUUCAGAAAACACGCAGAGCUGGCAGAGAGUGUGAAAGUGGGACUCUCGGGAUCAGGGGCGAUGACACUAUAAUGCUGGGGACCUGGAGCCUCUAUCGGGGCAGCCGCCCUGGCCAGCCAGGGAGUCCAAUCCCCUCUCCCGCUCAGGACCUCGGGGAUGGGCGUGGUGAGUGUGAAAUCAUCCGUCCCUUUCAGACCAGACAGAACACCACCCGCACUGCAAACUUAACCAGGUGCCCCAAAACCAAGAAACAAGCGUAUUAUUGUUCAUCCCUCCGGCCAGCCUGGUUGCAAGACAGGAGAAAUCUUCCAAGUUUGAAGUAGUGUGUGUGUGUGUGUGUGUGUGUGUGUGUGUGUGUGUGUACACGCAUGUGUCUCCUCUACUCCCUCCAUCUCUUCUGUGAAGAGCUUCCUCCAAGAAUUCAGCCGGUGGCCACUAGAGGUCUUUCCUUUUCACAUGGUAGCUGCCGUGCAAUUUUUUCGGCUUUUUAUUUAUUCCUACGUGAGCAGACCCACUACACUUCUUGCAUAUAAACAGCGAAAAUUACAACAUAAAGGACUUAUUUUUCUUCUUUUGGAGUAAUUCUGCUGCUGGCCAAAGCCUGGCUUGUUUUGCAAAGAAAGGGAGGACAUUCUGCAGGUAAUUCCAGUGCUUCAAGACGCCGCUCACCUACUGGCAAAGACUGCCAGGUCCCAGACUCCCACCCUGAGGCCAAGCAAACGCAGUUCUUGGCUCAAAUACCCAGAGGGUGCACAUGUGGCUCACUUUUCCCACAUGCGAACUUCAGCCUCAGCCAAGAUGCCACGCCUUUGCCCUCUGAAUGCCCUCGGAUGUCUCCAUCCCGUUCUGAUCCCGCCACACUGGGUUUUGUGAGGCUAUUUAAGAAGAUAAGUUUCCCUCAUUGAAGAAAAGGGAAACAGCAUGAAAGAAAACAGUGGCCCCAGAGGAGGAAUAUGUGAUUGACGGAAAUGGGGACGUUCCCUUAGAAGCAUCAUGUAUCAUUAAAGAAGCCAAGCCCCAAGUCAUUUAUUUCUCUGCCUGUUUACAUGCAAUGGAAAGAAGAUGUGUUUAAGUUUCCUGUAGUUUUACACUGGAAAUUGAUGCUCCCGGAAAGGAAGCCGUGUGUUCCAGACGUGGCGGGUUUCUUUUGGAAUUCACACAUUGAGAGUCUGGCGCUAUCCCCUAAAGGGCACUUUUGUUGCCUUUUUGUUCAAGACAGCAAGCUUCUUCCAGGAUCAGAACCAUCUGCCAGCCUUCCUUGAUAAACAGCCCACCAGCUCUCGUGGUAGAUUAGGUGUUUAAUAAUUAGCCUAACUCCUUGUUUAUCGAAGUGGCAAUUAUCACUGCAAUGGCAUAAUAUUUUAACUGCACGGGAAACAUUACGGAGAAGCCCCAAGUGAAACCUGUCUGGGAAUGGCUGACAGAGCUGCCCAUGCUCAGAGGAGAGGACCACUCCAUCCUGGCUGACAGAUCGCCAUGCCUGAGAUGCCAUCAUUUGAGGCUGCUCCAAAGACCUAACGGAAUGUGCCCGGCAGUGUAUGGUCUCAAUCCUUUUAAGUGAGGCUCAAUGGCCCAGCAAAAUAUGAAAGUGAGGCCUGUGCUUCUGAAGCGCAACAGCCUUGAGUCGGUGGAGCUGGUGAAGCAACCUCACCACCGCAGGAGCAAAUCUCAGCAGGUACGAUUUAAGGAAGAUGGCACCAGUAAGACUCCACCUGGCCUAGCGGAGGUUGACGUCCAAACCUCUGAGGACCUGGCUGUAACGGGCAAGGCUCAGGUCUCCAGGCACCAUCACCUCCCUACCUACUCACUCUCCUUCCCCAGGUCCCAGAAGGCAGGGGGCUUUCAGAACAUCGCGAUCCAAACCUCCCCCAGUCUCAGGAAGCAUUUCCCAGUUUUCAAAAGGAAGAGACUCACAGCCAGCAAGUCCCUGGUAGAAAUGCCGACAGCAUCCCAAAGUGCCAUCCAGGUCAAUGGAAACCUCUCUGAACAGGACAUCGUGUACUCUGACCUUGCUUACUUAAGGCUGGCUCAGCAUCUUGAGGAUGGGCCUCAAAGGGUCAAGGUGUCCCACUCGUUUCUCCCUAGAAUGUCCAAGGUGCAAAGCAAUGGGCCUGUGAGCAUAUGCUUGGAAGCAGGGACAUGGAGAGCCUCAGAGAAAGCAACAGCCGCCAUUCAGGUCCCAGAUGAUAUUUAUCAUAGUCCUAUCUGGGCAGGUAGAGAGUCCACUUUCAGUCCAGACAGGUCUGUUGAUGUUAGCAACUCGCUUCCCCCUUUGGCUGACACGUGUCCAGGUGAUGGGAGGAGAGUACCACCAUCAGAUUCAGAAAGACCUCCCUCCUGCUUAAAUGCCACCAGUGGUGCCAACCACACACCUGGCACGGGGAAACUUAAACCCGAAUUGCUUUUGCCCAAAGACAACUCUGAUGACAAAGACCUGGGCCCACUGUCAUCUCGGUCAAAGGAAACGUGUGUUCCCUUGCAUCCACGGACUCACAGCUCCCCUUCACCAGGCUCUCACAGUCAGCCAGCCCAACCAGGGGGCGCUUCAGACUGUUCUCCAUCAAGUAACAUUCACCAGGAUCUGCAGUCACUCAAAACUAACAGUGAGUCAAAAUCUGCCCCUGUGUGUCAGGAGCAGACAGCAAAGAACCCCAUGCAGUCAGACACCCCGGAGUUUCAAAACUGUCCAGGAAGCAAUCGACUCCCGUCCCCUCCUCCACAGAAGGAGAUCAAACAUCAGACCACCAGGGAGACUGGUGGGAUUAACCGAGUUCACCUGGCACAGGGGGAACUCUGCGACCUCCAGGGCAGGCUGCAAUCCGUGGAGGAAUCUCUGCAUUCCAACCAAGAGAAAAUUAAAGUCCUUUUGAAUGUAAUUCAAGACUUGGAGAAAGCCCGAGCUCUCACAGAAGGGCGCAACUUUUAUCGAACUGGCCAAGACCUCAACAAUUGCAGUACCUGCCAGAACACAGCGUGCAUCAUAUACAGUGUAGAAUAUGACUUCCGGCAGCAGGAAGGCAGGUUCCACGAAGUUCUACAGAGUCUGGAGGAAGCAGAGCCAGUUGAGGAGGCAUCUCCGCCACCAAAGUCCCCAGCAGAGCCCGCAGUCCCUGAGAAACAGGACUUAAGGCGGAAAACCAAGAAGGUGAAGAAGAAAUGCUUCUGGUGGAUCUGAGCUGUGGGGGCUAUUCCCUCCACUCUCCCCGAGGUGGGGAACCACUGCCCUCAGGCCUCCUCUACUUCUUAGCAAAGGCCCCAGGCUACGAGCCACUGGACCUGUGAAACCAGAAUGACUCGGGGCUGGUUUAGCUGCCACCGGACACCUGACCACAACCUCACCCGAGUGUGUGCCGCUGCUUGCUGAGGACUUCACGGACCCAAGUGACCACCUGCCUAGCCUCCUGUCACACAUCCUGGUUUUUUGAGUCUACAGUCCCAGCCUGGGCAAAGCCCCCGUCACGCUUUCCUCCACCUCUAAGAUGCUAAGCGCUCCCCGCCCAUCCUGAAUUCAUCAUCCCAAAGGAAAGAAACAAAAAUGUUACGCAGAGCAGGAAGAGAGAGGAAGGUUAUAAGCAGAUCCCCAUAAAAAAUUAGAUACCUAAACUGGCAGUUUUCUAAAAUUUUGGCAUUCAUAAGCACAACACAAGUGGGCAUGAAGAUGCAAGAUCAUCUAGGGGGUUGGGUGGUUUUCAUUUUUAACUAGCCCCUUGACCCCAAAGCAAGGAUAUUUCAUCUCAUGCUGCAUGGACCUCAGAGUCUGUGGCAGAGUAAGGUCACCACAGGGUCUAAGGGACAUGAAGACAUGAUCAAUCCUGCGGUUGUAGUUACUCCGAAGCCCACCUUUUAGCAUCCUGCUUCUUAGCGUGGGGCCUGAGACUGCCUGGCAAAUGGACAGGAUCUGGUUUGAGAGUGAACUUUGAGAUUCCACAGUUAAUUUCCCUGCAACAUUUAAGAUCAUGAGAUUCAGCAGCCUGAUUCUCCAUUUCAUUUUACCAGAAACAUAAAUAAGCCUAAGAUAAAACACAAAGCUGGUUCUCACCCAUUUACACCUGCAGCAGCCUUGCCGAUAUGUUCAAAGUCUAUUAAUCUACACAGUCUCCCUCCCUGGUGACCAGGCAAUGGUCACCUGAUUGAAGAAGCAGGACUGGGGAGGAGGAUUUUUUUUUUCCAUUUUAGUAUUAAAGACUUUUCCUUCCAAAGUUUGAAUUCUUUUAAAGUCUGGCUCAUUCUUUUGACACGACCCUCCUACAUGUGGGUCCAGUCAAACUUGCAUGGCUGAACAAACUGCCAAAGUAAUAUAAUUAAGUAAUUGCUACAUACAUACUCUUGGGAAUGAGGGGUAGGUGAGCAAGGCUCAUAUUCCUUCUUAUUAAAUUCUCUACCAGGCUGUGGUUGGAUUGAGGCUGCUUAGAAAAGGGAUCCUAAACUCAACAAGCAUUCAAUGAAGAAGGCAUUUCACAAUCCCCUUUGCUGAAGACUGGGUGUCUGAGUUAGUCUUUGCAGAGUGCAGCAUCCUGUGUGAACGUGGGAUGUACGUUCCCCACUGCAAAUUGAGACUAAUUGAGCAAACCACUCCGACAGUUUCACCUUCCCCUGUCACUGUGCUGCAGUGCACAAAGCUAUUUCAGUGAGAGCGAGAGGGAAAUUUGGCAAGGAAUCUCAGCUUGCACUAUUUAAGUCUUGGAAUGUCAUUCAAGAUGUUCUUGUUCUGUGUCUAGUGUAAUGUUUAAACCCACAAAAUGAGACCGGAAUACAUAACGUUAAGUUAGAAUUAAGAUAAAUACACUUGUCAUACUUAAGAAGCCACAUUUCACUAAGUUAUGCUACCACUGGCUAAAAGCCACAGAUCUUUCUGUAUUCACACAAUCGACUCUCAGUUGGCCCCAACAAUGGAAAAGAACAGCACACAAGAUAAUUCAAUAAAGCAAAAUCAUUUGGGAUCUCUUAUAUAAUUUUAUCCUGUAGUAGAGCCUCCAUCUUAAUUUGCUUUGCUUACACUAAUUUUGAAAUUAAUUUAUGUUCUUGGGCAGCAUGCUAGAAUGGAAAUAAUCCUAUUCCCAGAAUUGAGAGACCGAGGCUACACAACAGUCUCUUCUAACAAUUUUUAGCAAACUGUUUAAAAUUUCAGGGCCUCUUUCUCCAUUCUUAAAUGGAGAUAUGAACAGCUACUCUAUUUUAUAAGCUCUGUGCACAUUCCAACAUCAAAUGAGCAAAGCUACCCAGAGCUGACCUGGAUCAUGUGCCAAAGUUAGCCUGCAAUGAUGAAGAGAUGACUAGGAUAAUGCACACAAAAUGGAUAAUUCAGCACUUGGAUAAUUAGGAGAUAUAUGUUGUCACGCACUUAUGCUGAGUUGGGGCCUCACAUAAACCCUCAACCAGCUUUAGAUAAAAUUGGGGUCAGAAAAGGUUGAAAGGUUAACAUUUCUAGAAAUAAAACCAAAAUAAGGCUACAGUGAUUCUAUACCAAAGCACAACACAGCAAUGCUCUGGCCACCGACCUGAAAUUGGGAGGAGGUCUCUCCUGAAAAUUGAACAUUUAAAAUGGUUAUUGGGAAAUGGAUUCAGUACUCACCUUCCUGCUAAACAAAAAUUAUCAUCUUUGUGGGUUUAAAAAAAAAAACACAUAUUACAUAUACCAAAACUCUAUACAUAUCUACUCAUGUGAAAAAUCGCUUCUUUGUAAAAUAUUAUGUAACAUCUACUAUGAAAUCCUAUGAAAUGCUGUACUUGAGGUUAGCUGGUUCUAUGAAGAGAUACUAAUUUAGCAAAAGUUACUUUUAUAACAUUGAAAUGGAAAAGACAUACAUCAGCUUAAGUUGCAGGAGUUUAUGUAGCUGCUUUCUCUGUAGUUAAAAAAAAUGUGUACUCAUUAUACUUGGAACUUACUACCAGCUCAUCUAUAGAGCGCCUUCUUAAAGACUAUGUCCUAAUGUAAGGUUUUGUAAAUUUCUAAAUUGUUUUAAAUGGGAUAUUAUCUUUUGCAAUAAACUUACAUAUUUUUCCUAGG